AAGGGGAGGGUUAGGUUUCUGCCCUUUACACACCCUUUUCUUCCUACUCCCGUCCUUCAGAAAUUUCACUGACUUGCUUACCUACAGCAUUCAAGAUUCAUCGACCCAGGAAAACAGGAAUUCCAAUCCAUCUGAUUUCACCCACCGAGUUUGGCCAGAUGACCUAAUCCCUACAUUUCUUGCUGAGAAAACCAGGAGCGCUUUUCGUUCCAGAGGACCUGAAUGUCCUGGUUGCUGCUCCUUGCUUUAAUUUACCAAGCUCGGAAAUACUAACCAUCUGCUUCCUUGUCCCCACGUACCACAAUGAGCUGCCACUUGCUCCUCUAUGGGCUACCUGCCUUGGGAAUCUAUGCGCUGGUAUCUCACUGUCUUCGGAAGAAGCCACAUCUCCUUCACAAACCACACAGGUUUCCCGUUCGAUGCUUACAUGUCUCCCACAGGGGUGGUGCUGGAGAGCAGAUUGAGAACACUUUGGGUGCCUUUAAAAAUGCACUGAGCCAGGGGACAAACCUGCUUGAACUUGAUUGCCACAUAACCAAAGAUGGGAUUGUGGUUGUGUCCCAUGAUGAAAAUCUGAAACGCCAGACGGGGCACAACAUUGAUAUCAGCCUCACAUACUAUAAGGAUUUGCCACACUAUCUGUCUUCUUUGGAAGUGACAUUUUCUCCAGGAAGCGUCUCCCAUGGUACUGAUCACCAGAUUCCUCGUUUGGAAGAGGUUUUUGAGCAAUUCCCUGAAGUCCCUAUUAAUAUUGAAAUUAAAGAGGAUAAUGAUGAUCUCAUCAAUAAGGUAGCACAUCUUGUCCAGAAAUACGAUCGUUCCCACAUCAGCAUUUGGGCCUCCUUUGAUAAUCAAAUACUGAAAAAAUGCCGGAAAGCUAAUAAAGAUAUGCCCUACAUCUUCUCCAAGAGCAGGGGCCUCUGCAUGCUUGGUCUCUGGUACCUUGGACUCCUGCCCUUCUUUCCUCUGAAGGAAUCGUUCCUCGAAUUCGUGCUGCCCUCGAUCAUAAACAGGACGUUUUUUCCAGUGAAAAAGGGCAGACUUGGAUCACUCCUGGCAAUAUUUGCCACCAAGGUGACAAUGCGUAAAAAGCUGUUCAAACAUCUGGAAGACAGAGGAAUACAAACUCUUCUUUGGGUUUUGAAUGAAGACAAAGAUUUUGAAGAAGCCUUUAGCUAUGGGGUCUCCGGAGUAAUGUCUGACUAUCCAACCCUUCUUCGACAGUACCUGAAUGCCCACCCACCACCACCCUCCAAUGCAUAAAUUGUAAUAUCAUUUUAGAAUUGCUGCUGACAUUUCUGAUGGGGAACGGAGAGA
This is a messenger RNA of Notechis scutatus (mainland tiger snake), 1317 nucleotides long. RefSeq names its product glycerophosphodiester phosphodiesterase domain containing 3 (gene GDPD3). Gene Ontology annotation, cellular component: endoplasmic reticulum membrane. Gene Ontology annotation, biological process: glycerophospholipid catabolic process. The record is from RefSeq and is a predicted model, not a curated record. Gene Ontology annotation, molecular function: phosphatidylcholine lysophospholipase A1 activity; phosphoric diester hydrolase activity. NCBI's taxonomy places the organism in Eukaryota, Metazoa, Chordata, Lepidosauria, Squamata, Elapidae.